Nerophis lumbriciformis (worm pipefish) is the source of this 1898-nucleotide messenger RNA. It is a transcript of the gene hs3st3b1b, whose product is annotated as heparan sulfate (glucosamine) 3-O-sulfotransferase 3B1b. The record is from RefSeq and is a predicted model, not a curated record. Lineage: Eukaryota; Metazoa; Chordata; Actinopteri; Syngnathiformes; Syngnathidae. Gene Ontology annotation, molecular function: [heparan sulfate]-glucosamine 3-sulfotransferase activity.
UCGCGUCAAUUAAAACUUCUUCACUUUUCAGCCCCCAAAAAAUGAUCGAUAAACUUGAAAAAAACCUUCGCUUUCGGAUAUAUUUUUAUUUUUGACUCGCUUCGCCAAGUUUGACGGACUUCCGGCCGCAGGUGAGCAUGAGCGUCACUCGGUGAGGAUUAGCGGCGUGAGGGAGGCGACAUGAGCCGCGGGGACGUGCCUGUGACCCGGGGAGGCUGAUGGAAAAUAGCCCGCUGAGCGCCCGCUGCUCCGGCCCCGUCCAGAGGAAAGUCCUCCUGCUCAGCAUCAUGGUCCUCGUCUGGCUCUUCAUGCUCUACUCCUGCGCGGGGCCGUGCUCCGGCGUGCCCGGCGGGCUGCUCGAGUCCUACCGGGAAAGCGGCGCUCCGGUGGUGGCCAGGAGGGCCGAGCGGGCGGACCUGCUGUCGCGGCUGAUGGUGGCCAAGACGCCGCCGCAGCAGCAGCAGCAGCCGUGGGAGGACGUGGACGACGAGGAGCCCCCCGUCAGGACCGCCGCCGCGUCCCGGGACUUGCUCGACGACGAGCCGCCGGAGAGGACCGCCAACUGGGACGGUGUGCCCGGGCGGGCGCCAGCCCCGCAGCUCAGCGGCUUGUCGAGCUUCUCCAACGGCUCCGGGAGCAAGAAGCUGCCGCAGGCGAUCAUCAUCGGGGUGAAGAAGGGAGGCACCCGGGCUCUGCUGGAGUUCCUGCGGGUGCACCCGGACAUUAGGGCCGUGGGGGCCGAGCCGCACUUCUUCGACCGCAACUACGACAAGGGCCUGGGGUGGUACAGGGACCUGAUGCCCAAGACCCUGGAGGGCCAGAUCACCAUGGAGAAGACCCCCAGCUACUUCGUGACCAAAGAGGCUCCGGCCCGGAUCGCGGCCAUGUCCCGGGCCACCAAGCUGAUCGUGGUGGUGCGGGACCCGGUCACCCGGGCCAUUUCGGACUACACCCAGACUCUGUCCAAGAAGCCCGACAUCCCCUCCUUCCAGAGCCUGACCUUCAAGAACCGGACCACGGGGCUCAUCGACACGUCGUGGAGCGCCGUCCAGAUCGGGGUCUACGCCAAGCACCUGGACAACUGGCUGCAGUAUUUCCCCGCCCGCCAGAUCCUCUUCGUGAGCGGCGAGCGGCUCAUCAGCGACCCGGCCGGAGAGCUGGGCCGCGUGCAGGACUUCCUGGGCCUGAAGCGCAUCAUCACGGACAAACACUUCUACUUCAACCAGACCAAGGGCUUCCCCUGCCUCAAGAAGGCCGAGGGCAGCAGCAAGCCCCACUGCCUGGGGAAGACCAAAGGCCGCACGCACCCGGACAUCCGGCCCGAGGUGGUGCAAAGGCUCCGGGACUUCUACAGGCCCUUUAACAUGAAGUUCUACCAGAUGACCGCACACAACUUUGCCUGGGACUGACUGACUAUUAUUGUUAUUAUUAUUAUUGUUAUUAUUAUUAUUAUUAUUAUUUGUAGAUCCUGUAAUGAGAGGUGGACAUAUAUAUAUAUAUACAUAUAUACAUAUAUAUAUAUGUAUGUAAAUGUACAGAAAUCUAUUUUAUAAUAAUUUAUUUUUAUUUCCCAGCAAUUAAUUCACUAAGCUGCCUAACCGUGUUCCUUCACCACGUCUGGCUCACCUUUUUGUUUGUUUGUGGCUUUUAAUCGACAUUCCUCACGUCCAUAACGCUGAGUCGGCAGGCAAUCGGAUUCCACGCUUUUGUCUCCCAGUAGAAGGCCAAGGUAGCUACACAACAACUCCAGUUAACUUAUGCUGAUUUGACACUUUUUACCCUUAAUUUCCCCAGCCAAACACCUUGGAGUCGUAUAACUUGGUAUGUGACACGAGCCAUAUGUUAGCAUGCUAAUAUUAGCAUGCUAACUUUUGGAGCGAGUUUUGCAACCGUUUACA